Messenger RNA from Epithele typhae, 1887 nucleotides. RefSeq lists its product as uncharacterized. The transcript has 5 exons. NCBI's taxonomy places the organism in Eukaryota, Fungi, Basidiomycota, Agaricomycetes, Polyporales, Epitheliaceae. Bases 1 to 1887 code for a protein of 628 amino acids. Gene Ontology annotation, cellular component: catalytic step 2 spliceosome. Gene Ontology annotation, molecular function: protein binding; RNA binding. The record is from RefSeq and is a predicted model, not a curated record.
AUGGCAGCCCCCGACUCGUGGCUGAAGAUCCUCGAUCGUCUCGACCUCCAUCUCCGCGCAUACGAGGAUGAAGGCAUUUCGGACGAAGCAGAUCCAAAGCCAAGGUGCAAGAGAUUCACAAGGGCCCUGGAGGACGUCUGCACUGUUGUCCGUGACGCGGAGCGCAAGGGAUGCUCGGAUCUCCCACAGCUCGUUGAGAAGGCGCAGCAAGUGCUCAGCGAUGCUCUUCGGUACGCAUACAGCGAAGAAUCCGGUUUCUCGUCUCUGUCUUCCUUUGCCCAUUCGGAGGAUGAACCAUUGGUGGAGGAUGCGCUGGAUUACGCCGGCUCUGAUAUCCUCGACGCGUUCAUGAGCUUAUACCGCCUGAUGCACCCUGGUGCCUCGGCUCCAAAGCUCCCUGCAUUCGCCAAAAUGCCUUCCUGGGUCAAGUCGCCCCACCCUCAUCCUCUCACAACACGUCUGUCACGGUUCCGCGGUGGCUUUUCGCCCAGCGCUAGCAGUGCAACUCCCUUAGCGCAUACAAUCUACCAAGCCCGUGCUCAGCUGACGGUCGACUCUAUUGCAUCAGCUCCGUCCGAUAUGUCAAUAUCGUCUGGAGGUUCAAUAUUGGCUCUGUCCAUCGGAAGCGGCUGGAAGGCUCGCGACCCACAUCUGCAGUAUUACCUACUGGGCGAACAAUCCAAGGACUACCUCCAGAGUGCCGAUAUGGAAACAGGACUCUCGAGCGUCGCUGAUUUUAUCGUGACUGACGAAUCGCGCAAACUCGUCUUCCUUGCAGACCCCGACCGCGUCAAGUCGUUCUCUUUCGCUCCCAACCCCGCUACCGGCAAGACCCCUCGUCAUCUACCGACAGUCCACACGUUGGAUUCAGAGCGCGCGUUUAACGGUCCUAUCCUCGUCCUCCCGAAUGGCCGCCUCGCACGUACCGCGCACGGUCGUGCCGCCAUCUGGAACCUUGACGAGCUCGAGACGCAGAGCGUCCCGACCACCUCAAUGUCGUUCGGAGAAGAUGAUCUCACCCCCAGCGUCCUCCACCUGCACCAGCCAACACAACAUGUGCUGUACGGCACCCAUGACGAAGCGGGCGGGAGGUUCGCAUGCGCUAUGGUAGACAUGGAGGCCGGCGGACGGCGGAUCACACGCUUCCUGGGGCACGGCGGGGACGUGGAGCGUAUCUCGACGGAUGAGGGGAGCCCGAACUUGUUCGUCACGGCUUCAAACGACGGCUAUGCGCGCAUCUUCGACGUGCGUCAUCCGUUGCCUGUCCUUACGUUCAGCGUGGAGCAGCAGCGCCAAGCAUGCGCGGACGUCGUGCUGGUCCAUCCCAACGGUGUCCCUACGUUGUUCACUGGCGGUGCGCGCUCACAUCAAGUCAAACUCUGGGAUAUCCGCGCCGAAGAGUGCGUUUACGAGCUCUCCACUGGCAACAACGAAGUCACCGGGCUCGCUUGGGACUCGGCUCGGUCCUCGCUCUUCGUCGCAACCGAGUGCACUUAUGUUGAUCGCAUGGGCACUCGCCUGGACUAUCGCCGGGCGCGUGUUCCGCACUGGGCCAGCUGGAAGGCUGUCAACGCCGAGUUCAAGACCUAUCGGGAGGCGGUCAAGCGCGGAGAAGUGAUACCUGAGAGUACUGGCCAAAACGAGUACCCUGAUGUGUAUGACGACUACUUGAGUGACGGCGACGGCAGUGAAGAGACGGAACUCGAAGAUGAGGAGGACGAUGUGGAUGAGGAGUACUCGGCGGACAUGCGGUGGCCGAAGAGGACUUUCCACAAGGAGAACUUCUUUGGCUACGCUUACGACGCUGGGGAACAUGUGCUUUUCCGCUGGCAGUACAAAGACCUCCCUGACAUCUCGCAGCUGCCUGCAAGCACUGGCUUCGACUGA